Molecule: messenger RNA, 3414 nt
Organism: Bactrocera oleae (olive fruit fly)
Lineage: Eukaryota; Metazoa; Arthropoda; Insecta; Diptera; Tephritidae
Product: toll-like receptor 3
Cellular component (GO): extracellular matrix
Molecular function (GO): protein binding
Source: RefSeq, a predicted model, not a curated record
AGGUAUUUGUUUAAAUAAGUCUGUGUAUAUCACAAAAGUACUAUAUACAUACAUACAUAUCGCUAUACAUAUAUGCCACAAUAUCUUAUUAAAGAGCGCACUGAAUGAAAACAGCGUGAAUUAAAGUCGUGUACGCGCGAUAAGUCACAAAGGAUGUUGUAUUUCCUCUUUAUCCAAGCUGUCAAUGUGUUUGUGCAAUAUGAUUCUUUCGGCUUAUCUUAAAACACAACUAAAUUGUUUUUUCAAAAUAACUUUACAAUAAUUAUGGACUGCUCGGUAGUAGCGAAACGUAGUUCGAACCCAGUGGGUAACGGUUUAUUUGGGGCAGCAAGCCUGCAGAGUACAGUGAGAAGCAUGAAAUAGCGCUGUGCAGCAGACAGUUACUGAUGUUAUUUCAUAUAAAAAAAGCGUGACGUGUCAAAAAAAAAAAAUUCUAAAAAUAUACAGUAUUAAGCGGUAGCAACGUAACACGUGAGAACUUAACGCUAUAAAAAUGCAAUGGAUUAACAUGUUUCUAGUGUUGGUGUCGUUGAUUCAACUCAACGUCAAUGCGGCACUCAUCAACGUCAAGCCACAAUCCAAACAACAUACAAAAUUUCUAAAAUAUCAGCAACUCCAGCAACAGCAUAAAAAGUUAGUACCACACGCGGUUGAACGUGCACACAAUGAAGUGACGACAACACACCGGAUACAACGAUUGCAACGAACGGAAGUGUCCCCAUUAGAAUUGCUACAUGAACACACGCAGCAAUUGGCAAUCGACACACUACAAUGUCCGACUGGUUGUGUCUGUCAGUAUGCGCCUUUUGCCGAACUGUCCAUAUCACGUUGGAUACAGCACAUGCAAGCGCAACGACCUGGUGCGGAGCAAGUGGAAGAUAUUUGGUCGAAUGAAAGUGCGAGCAACAGCAAUGAGGCUACAUACGAAAGCGUUGAUGGCGACAAUGAUGAUGAUGCGUACUCAGAAAAUCCUUAUAUGAAACAGGCUACGUGUAUACUGCAAGAGGAGAGCGACGUGGAGGAGUUGAUACAGAAGUUGCCACACGAUUUGCAUGCAUUGAUACUGUUAUACACCAGUAGUGGUAGAAAUAAGAGCAUCAAUCUGAGCACGCUAAAGCCACUCAAUCAACUCACCACCUUGGAAGUACGCGGUGGCCUCAAUCGCUCUUUGCGCGUACUUUUCGAUCAACCGUUAAGUUUUCUGCAAUAUGCCAAUUUCGAAUCGGUCACACUGUUGGGCAGUGACGAUAACAAACGUCCGAAGAAUUCCGUGCAUCCCAAGGAUAGUUACGAUUACAAGCCGCGUAGUGAGUCGUAUGACGAUUUGGAUGCUUUGGCUUUUGCGCCACUCGACGACUAUGACGACAAUAUAGUGCCCUAUGACAUUUAUAAACAAGAAUUGAUAAAAGCACGCAUGCCCACAUUCUACGCGUGGGAGCAUUUGCAAGUGUUGCGCAUACACGGUUGUCAGCUGAACGAAUUGCGUUGGGAAAUGUUUGAUGGCCUGACCGCUUUGGAUCAUUUAUCGUUGGAACGUAAUGGCAUUACAGAGGUGCCACCGUUCUCCUUCUACGGCGCUUUGCAUAUACAAACGCUAUCGUUGGCGCAUAAUUUGAUACACGAUUUACAUUAUCGCGCUUUGGCCGGUCUGCUGGAGUUGGAAGUGUUGGAUUUGAGCGAUAAUCGUUUGGAUAAAUUGAGUGAGCGCAGUUUUCCACCCUUCCCGAAAUUGGUGCGCGUCGAUUUUCGCAGCAAUCCCAUACGAUAUAUAUUACCAGCGAGUUUCUGGGUUAUGAAUUCAACACGUUCGAUGCACUUUGAUUCGCAAACGAUGGCAUUACGCUUGAAAAACAAUCAACCGUUCGAAUCGUUGUUGGAGCUGCAGGCGUUGCAUAUUGGAAAUGUGUCGGUCGGGAAUUUGGGACAAAAUAUGUUUAAGAGCUUAACAGCGCUGGAGAAGCUGACGUUGCAUGGCAACAUACGUAGCAUCGAGUUCGACGCCUUCGCCGGUCUACAUAAGCUACGCGAACUUGAAUUGAGUCAUUGUGGCAUACAAGAGCUAUCAAUGGACGCUUUUAUCGAUUGUCGUGCGCUAGAAGUGCUGGAUUUAUCGUAUAAUAACAUCUCCUACUUUCCACCUGGCCUACUCGAUGAUCAACCAAAUUUGGAGGAAAUCUAUUUGCAAGGCAAUCGUUUGCGCACACUGCCACACACAUUCUUUCUACGUCCGAAAUUACGUUUAGCACGGCUUAGCGAAAAUCCAUGGGAAUGUAGUUGUGAGAUGUACAAUUGGCGUCCGAAGAUUACCAAUCAAGUGCGCGGUCCACGCACGAAACGUUGCAUUACCGACUAUACAACAGGUAAGCAAAUUUCAUGCCGACGUGUGGAUAGUUACGUCUAUGAGAAUCGCUAUGCGCCACGUUGCAGCAAUCAUAACGAACGUAGCGUCUUCUAUGUAAUACACAAACAAUUAAAUUGUGCGCCUGGACGUGUGGUGCUAACUAAAAAGCAACAACAUAACAGCAUAUUACCACGACCAAGUGGUAAACAGCCUGUGCCACAUUGGCGUAAAAUUGAGCAGAGCAAUUUAAAAUUGAUGCAAUACAAAAAUAAAACACAAGUGCAGGCAGUCAGAGUGACAGAUGAUCAGCGAAAAAUGCCAAAAACCGUUAUUGCAUUGACGCAGCGGAAUACAUUGACAUAUGCAAUGCAACAAGAACGCGCCAAACGUGUGGAACAUGUUGUUGCAGAAGAAGAAGAAGAAGAUAAUAAUAAUAUUUCAAAUGAUAUAUAAUAUAGGUUACAUUAAAAAAAAAUUGUAUUUGCUGUGCGCAAGCACUGACGUCAUAUGAAUUUAAAUGAAGCGCUAAGGUUUUGGUCUACAAAAAGUUGAUAGAUAAGAAGCGAACUUUGGUUAAUGUUUUAAGUUGAACAAACAGCCGAAAAAAAUGUAUUGUUAAGUUAAUAUAUUAUGAUUAGUUUGUUAUAUACAGUUAAGUAGUUUAAGCACACAAAAAUUGUAUUUAUACAAAUUUAUGACGUUUAACAUACAUAUGUAAUUUCGAAUAAACAAAUAUACGCGCACUAGCGUUAAACAAUUUUCUAAGACUUUAUCAAUUGUUGUGACCAAAAAUUUGAUAUUUUAUGUAAAAGUUGCAGGUUAAACACUUGAGAGCAAAUAAGCACAAUUUUUAGAAACAAUAUUUUUUCUUCGAUUUUAACACGUCAUUGCCUUUAAAAUGUUACGCAAAUACUCAACAUUUUAAAUCACACAAAAAUAUAUGUAAAAUUAGCAAUAUAGUUAAAAUUUUAAUAAUAAACACACAAGCGCAUGCUCAUACACAAAUUAUUGUAAUUAUUUCUUAAAAUAUAGAAUACUUAAAACAUAUAAAAUAAAGAUUUUCUUUGGAGUAA